AUGUCCACCAAACACCACUACCCCCUCGCCCCCCGCACCCUCCGCAUCCCCCCCCCCUUCACCUUCCUCUCCCUCGCCCCCACAACCAGCGUCACCACCCCCCCCGCCCUCCCCGCCCCACACACCUUUCUCUCCCUCUCCCCCACCACCACUCCCGCCUCCUCGCCCUUCAUCCCCGCUUCAGCACGGGGUGUCUCGAUAAUCCCCCUCCUGCCGGUGGAGGUCGCGGUCGGGAUGCCGGCGCCGGUGGAGCAUAGACGGAGUAGCUCGGUUGUGAGUUUGGGUGUUGGGGGGAGGUUUUUGAGGUUGGGUCAUGUGGGGGGAGGGGGGGAGGAGGGGGAUUGGAGUGCUGUUGAGUGAGUGGGAGAUACUAUGUGCUACUGGGGGAUGAAAAGUGAGCGUGAGUGAGCGAGCGAGGCGUUUUUGGGAAUUGUUAAGGGAUGGAGGAAGUGUGUUUGCCUGCCUUGAUGGCUGCUGGGAUGGCUGGUUGGUUGAUUGGUUGGUUUGGUGGUUGGCUAUGUGUUAUGGGCGUUGAGAAAACAGUUAAAACAGUCUGUUAUGGUUGUUGGAGGAUCUCUCGUUGCUUUCUUAGGGGAGAGAUUGAUUGGGGACGGGAAAAUGGCCACGAAGUGAUGAUGAUAUGACAUCUCCUUGCUUGCUUGCUUUAUUGCGGUAGUUAGUGGGAAUGUUAACUCGUGAGCGUGCUGAUGUCUUCUUAUGUCUUCUUCUAUUAUGACUGUGUAUGCAUGCUCGUUUAAAUAAAAUACUUGUGAUGGGUGGUGAAGAAUAUUGUGUUUGCUGGUAUAUUUCAUAAUAAAAUAAUUAAAUAGUUCAGGGGGGGGUUUAUACUUCCAACCACGUCUAAAUUAAUCUUCAUUAUUCUUUUUUAUAUCAACAC
This is a messenger RNA of Pseudogymnoascus verrucosus, 898 nucleotides long. RefSeq lists its product as uncharacterized. The transcript has a single exon. The record is from RefSeq and is a predicted model, not a curated record. NCBI's taxonomy places the organism in Eukaryota, Fungi, Ascomycota, Leotiomycetes, Thelebolales, Thelebolaceae. The coding region runs from base 1 to 360 and encodes 119 amino acids.